Closterium sp. NIES-67 is the source of this 1657-nucleotide messenger RNA. The record is from the annotation of a GenBank genome assembly. NCBI's taxonomy places the organism in Eukaryota, Viridiplantae, Streptophyta, Zygnematophyceae, Desmidiales, Closteriaceae.
AUACAAGCUCGGCCUCUUGUGCGUUCGUCGUAGCUCGUCACCCAAUAGUCAGGAUAGUUACUUUUCAACAAUCAAUCGAUUCAUGGCUGUAUCUGACAGCCGGCGCCGCAUAGGUAUGCCGAUCGUAGCGUUACUAUAUCUGCUCGGGAUCUUAGUCGCCAGAACAGCGAGCGCGGAUUUGGCGAGCUUAACGAACGUCGCGUGCCCUCCGUUACAAUGCGACGUCACACAGAAAGGCGUGCUCCGGAACCAUCCGAAUCGUGGCAAUCUCAAUGACGUGGAGCUCAGCGGCGGGAGUCGCACGUCAGCCGCGUGCAGCGAGAUUUGCGCCUCCACUCCUGACUGCGACGUGUGGAUGUUCCGACUCAUAUCCAUUGGAGCUUUCUGCAAAAUGUGGACGGCAGAGCAGAGCCCGUGCCGCCCAGACGCAUCCGGCAAGGUCAUGUACGAUCCGAUCCCGCGAAUCGAGGGAUUCUUCGGAUUCGGCGGAAAUUGCAUUUCCGGCGACACCGCGACAAUCGCAGUCGCCGACGACUCGGCGACGGUCUCUGCGACCCUGGGUCAUGCGACGGCUUCGCCCACGCAGGACGGCGCGGUCGGCGAUUCCGAUGGCGGCGACGAGCCGUGCGACGAUGACUUGGCGGACGACUCUGCCACAGCCGCGGCGGAAGAAAGCGCGAGCGCCGUCGGAAGCGGGGAGAAAGGAGAAAGCCUAGAUGUUACCGUUGCGGUGGGAGUGACUGUAGUAGCACCUGGGAACGUUUCGGAUCCAAAGUCGCUUGAGAUUACCCCCGCAAUGGCGGGGCCGUCCGCGCAAGAGGGGGAGAGCGUGGGGACGUUCCGGGUGGCGGCGGCAGUUGGCGCGCGGCUGAGGGGGCAGAAGCAGUCGGAGCUGGCGGUUCCGGGGUUUGGCGCGGGCGAAGAGGGGAAAGAUGCGGGGGGAGAUGAUUCCGGGGAGGCGGAAAACAGCUCCCCGUUGCCGCCUGUGAGCGCGCCUUUAUCCCCUGCUCGACAGGGGAAUGGCUCCCUGGCAGUGACAGCGCAGGCCGAACCAGACAGGACAGUCGGGGGGGCGGAAGGGGAAGGGGCGCUUACUGCAUCCGCAGCGGAGGGGGAGGCGGGAGUGGCGGAAGGGGGGGAUGCAUUGAAGUGGCACGAAGGCCCCACGGCGCAGUGCCCUGAGUUCCGCUGCAAUUGGCCUCGGACCGGCUUCUUCUUUGAUCACUCUGGCAAGGGCCACCAGGCGGUGAUCGUCACUCCCUACACCAACCGCCCGUUCGAGUGCUGGCGCAUCUGCCGCCGCACGGAGCACUGCGCGUUUUGGAUGUUUGAAAUGAAGAAAAUCCAAGGCCGAUGCAAGCUGUGGCGGGCGGAGCAGAGCCCGUGUGAGCCUGCUAACCCGGCAGAUGUCACCUCCACCACAUACCAACAACGGGCGGACGGGCUGUUUGUGGUGGGCGGUAACUGCAAAGGAGGUGUUGAGACAAUUGCCACAUAGGGGGGCCUAAGGUGAAGUGGUGCAUAUACCAUGGCACCCAUAAUAAAAGCUGCUAGCGUUCACUGCAGCCUAUCAACUCAAUAAGGUGGACGCUACCAUAUUGCUUUCCUUCUAGACCUAUUGUUAUCGUGCUAAUGUGUAUGCUUGUUUUAGCUGAAU